Drosophila kikkawai is the source of this 485-nucleotide messenger RNA. RefSeq lists its product as uncharacterized. The record is from RefSeq and is a predicted model, not a curated record. Lineage: Eukaryota; Metazoa; Arthropoda; Insecta; Diptera; Drosophilidae.
CGGACCGUACAGCAUCAGCGGAGCGAAUUGUUCCGGGCAUUUCAACCAUUCAACAUUUUAGUGAGCCGUAGGAACGUGACAGCUCGGAAAUGAAGCUAUUUUGCCUUGUUUUGGUUAUUUACGUUGUGGCUCUGACCCUCUUCGGAGUCGAUGGACGCGGCGGGGGCACCACAAACGGCGUGGAGGAACCGAAGUUCGUGGGGCUGUUCAAGCGGGCUCGCCGUAAUGCCCUGGACGAAGGCCUGAAGGCCGAUGAACCGCCGCCACCGCCUAAGCAGUUCAGGCAACGUCGCCAGGUUCCACCCGGCCUGCCCCCGCCUCCGGAUGGUAUGCCCCCACCUCCGGGCGGUAUGCCCCCACCUCCGCAGUUCAUCAUCUGAACAAAAAUUUUGAAUGUAUAGCAUAAAGUUGGGCGUUUGUGCAAUGUAAAUGGGAACCACAUCGAAGCUAAUAAAACUCGUUUCAAGCAUUCCAAAAAUCAUAAA